CUCAUAUACAGAAUCCCAAGUGAAGAGAAACUCUCACUCCUAAACCUACGAACUGAUCAAUCAAAUAAAUAUCAAAGUAACCUAGAGCAACUAAAACGGCCUAGAACCCCCUAUGUAUCAGUAUAAAUAGCAGCUUCAACCUACGCCUUCUUUCAUUAACCAGCUCUCGGUAUAUAUAUAUAUAUAUAUAUAUACAUACGUAUAUAUAUGUAUAUAUAUAUGCAAACUUUUGAACCCAGUAUUAUACUAAAUAACGAGCCUUGAAAACACUUCUAAAACCUUCCCCUUCGUGAGAGGAAUCUAGCGGUGAAAGAAUCGUGGAAAACGAAUGUCGGAGCAGGGAGAAAUAGCCUCGCCGAAGCUCGCCGGAGUGGCCGCCGGACUGGUGUUACAGAGUAAAUUCUGCUGCCGCCUCCAGCCAACUUCCGACCACCUCCGCACAAAUCUCUUUUCCACCCGUAUGUUUUCGAUAAGGUGAAUACUUAGAGACCGGAAUUGAGGAAGAGAAUUAGGAGGAGCAGGACUUAAGGUUGAACAAAGUGUAUGAAUGCAGUGACAAUAAAUAGUUAAAAAGGCUCUAUAGUCAUAAGGAAAAGUGGUGUCCUGCAUUUUCAAAGGAUUAUUUCUCUGGCGGCGUUCUAUCCUCCCAAAGAAGUGAAUCUACAAAUAGAUCCAUAUCCAGAAGACUCUCAAAAACUGCAACAUUGUGUGUCUUUUACAAAAUGUUUGGUGAUGUCGUUGAUGAGUGGAGGUCAGAGGAAAAUGGUCAAGAUUUCAGAUGUUUAGAAGGCACCAUUGAGAUGAUACUGCUGCAAGAAAGUAUUUUGUCACAUGCUAGAGAUGUGUACACCCUUGAGAUAUUCAAACUGUUCCAGGAACAAUAUUUGAAGGGUAUGUCACACUUUUUUAAAUUAAUGACACAGAAUUGUCAUGAUUAUGUGUAUCAUGUUUGGUUGAACGGUGUAGAUUUGAUUAGGCACAACGUUACUUUUAUUGGAAAUGACAACACAGUGACAUACAUUUGUAAGAUGUUUUCAGAAGUUGACAUUUUGUGUAGACACAUAUUGCGUAUAUAUAACAUCCAUUGUGUGAAAUGUAUUCCCCAAGUUUAUAUACUCCCCAGAUGGACAAAAGCUGCUAUUUUGCAACAUGUUAGUCCUCCUUUUACUCAAGGAAGAGAUCUUAUGUGUGGGAAAAUAAUUGAAGAUUCUAUUUGGAGAGUGCAAAUGACUAGAAAAUUCAAUACCAUAUUGGGUGCAAGUGCUGGUCUACCUGAAGCUAGGCAAGUAUGUGAGGAAGGGUAUAAAUCUAUCAAACAGUUUUUAGAUAUUCAAAAGAAUGUUUCUGGUGUAGAUGAAUUGAGUUCUGAUCCAAGGACAAUACUUGAUCCUCCACGUUCUCGUCAUAAAGGUCAGCGAAAUACACGGAAGAGAAGCAUCGUUGAAAAACAGUGCAAAAUAGUCAAAGGUCGACGUUCUAAAUCUCAAAACGUUGCAAGUAAUUCAAAAGCAGUUGCACAAUCUGUUGUUCAGAGAUUUGUUUCAAAAAAAAAACUUCGUCGAACUUGCUUGAUUCAGAAGAAAUGUAGAGCGAGACUUUUUCAGAAAGUAAACUUUUGGAUUUCGAAGAGGCGUAAAUGUAAAACAUCGGGAGUUGAGAGCAUAACCGCUGGAGGGAAAAGGUGGGAGAAAGGAUCCGUUGGUUUGUGUGCGCAUUUUUUUAAUUAAAUGCUUUAAUGUAAUGCUACGUCGUUUUUGUCGCGGGAGUAGGAUGCUGAAUAUGGGCCGUUCCCACGAUAUACGAACUGUUUUUUUGUGUAAUUCACAUCCCCACUAAAGAUGUUCUUAUUUAUUUUUUUUUGGAUAAAAUG
Messenger RNA from Cuscuta europaea, 1870 nucleotides. The record is from the annotation of a GenBank genome assembly. NCBI's taxonomy places the organism in Eukaryota, Viridiplantae, Streptophyta, Magnoliopsida, Solanales, Convolvulaceae.